CCCAAAUCGGCCGGCCAGACUUCCUGUCAGCCAUCAGCCUAAAGAUGAUUAGCAGGCCACAAGUCAAAGACAGCACGAAGGGGGAAGCGUGCAACCCAACGUGGCCCUACAUAUAGCACGCCCCCUCCCUCCACAACAACUUCAUCUACACUCCUCCGGCCGACAUCUUUCAACCGCAAGAGUUUGCGUGAGUCUAGCGUUGGCCCGGCUGUAACGGAAGUGACGUCACAUUGCACACGUGGAUCCAAGACUGCAGGUCCCGGAAUCAAGAUGGGCUUCUUUCGCCUGCUUCGCACGGCGGCGGCUCUGGCCGCGUCGAUGCUGUCGCUGCACGCCCCUGCCGCCAGCGCGCAGUCAUGGUCCAGCGAUAGCACCAGCUACCACUACGAAUCGACGUGCUCGACGGGCUACGGCAGUCCGGGCGCGACGCCGCUGCCGACCGACUAUGAGCGGUUCCCCGAGACGACCACGUCGAUCGCGCCGCUCGUGACGGCCGACGUGACCGACUACGUCACGGCCGACACGACCACUCCCUUCGUGACGACGACGUGGCUCGACAUCUACGUCACGACCACUGUCACGGUGGUCGCGACCAGCACCACCACCACCGGGACUAAAUUCGCCACCCUCACCACCACCACGACCGUGUGCGCCGGCGCCGGCUCCGGCUCCGCCGCUGCCCCCGCGACCACCGCGACCGUCUACACUGGCACGUACGACCCGGCACCGGGCCAGAACACCACGCUGCCGGCGACGUUCCCGACCGCCGUGUUGUGCGUCAUCCACGACACGCAGCUCGUCUUCGUGUGGCCGACAGCCGUAGGCACCAACACGGUCACAUCAACCUACACACCCUCCACAGCGGCCGAGACCAGCACCAUCACCAACACGUACACGCGGACGCUGUACGCGUACGACCCCAGCACGGUAGUCAGAACGGCGACCUCGUACGCCGUCGCCAACGCCGCCAAGACCGCGACCGUCACGGCUGACUGCGGCCCCGCUGCCAUCCCUACGGUCACGUACGCGGCGCGCUGCGCGCCGCAGAACCUGCUCGCCGAGGCCAACGGCCACGGGCUCGACGUGACCAACUUCAACGCAGCGUUCGUGUUCGGCGGGACGUCGGAGCUCGCGCCUGGCGACCCUAGCCGCUGCUGCCAGCUGUGCGUCGACAACGCGGCCGCCGGCUGUGUGGCUUCUGUCUACUGGGCGCAGAGCAGCUCGUGCCUGCUCGGCUAUGUCGGCGGCCCCGAGACGUGUCCUGUCGCGUUCGACUACUCUGCCCCUGAUUAUAUUUUGCCGAGGUUGGGGAAUAUCGUGCAGACGAGCGGCGGGUGUGGGAGUAUUAAGUUUGUGUCGGCGCCUUGAUUAAAACUGUGGGAUGGGUGGGGGCAGACUUGGGAGUUUGGGGGUGGCCGGUUGAAGGCUUGGAGACGAGCUUCUGUUGUUGGAUUCGGGACACGCCUAAAACUACAUUUAAAACUGCAUGAGUAUCAGGUAGAAUCUAGUCAGCUGGGGGCUUCAUUUGAUGGGGCUUUGUAAUAAAUGAUUAUCUCAUGAGUUGUAGAGUGACCAGUUGCUCCUCACCCUAAAACCAAAGAAUUAAAAGAAAA
Messenger RNA from Lasiosphaeria miniovina, 1613 nucleotides. RefSeq lists its product as uncharacterized. Lineage: Eukaryota; Fungi; Ascomycota; Sordariomycetes; Sordariales; Lasiosphaeriaceae. The record is from RefSeq and is a predicted model, not a curated record. The transcript has a single exon. The coding region runs from base 271 to 1368 and encodes 365 amino acids.